AUGGAUUUUAUGGAGUUUGGAGACAUAGGGAGUGGCUGUGAAGAUGAGAACUGUGGCCUUGCUUUGGGCUCCCUGGAGGACUGCCCUGACCAAGAGUGCCAGUGGGAGGAAUCAGGUCCUGGCUUGGUUAAGUUAGUGUGUGUGACUGUCAUUUAUAUUCCUCUGAUGCUCUUCGGCCUGCUGGGAAACAUACUCACAAUUUUGGUGGUUUGGCUCCGACCUCACAUGAGAAGCUCUACCUACCUCUACCUGAGCAGUAUGGCUGUCAGCGAUCUGUUGAUCCUCCUCCUGCUGCCCGUGGAUCUGUAUAAGCUCUGGAGACCCAGUCCCUGGCCAUUUGGAGACCUGCCCUGUAAGCUGACAAUGUUCAUGUCAGAGUGCUGCACCUUCUGUACAAUCCUUCACAUCACCUUCCUCUCCAUUGAGAGGUACAUUGCUGUCUGUUGGCCAAUCGCAGCUAAGACCCUGGUGACCCGCCGUAGAACAAGGGCUCUUAUUGGCUGCCUGUGGCUUGGGGCAGCUGUCAGUGCAGCACCGGUGUUGGUCAUAGUUGGAGUGGAAGAAGUCGGGAGAGAGGAGCCGGGGCUUGGAGGAUGGAGGGACAACAGAGGGUGGACAGGGAGUGAGGGAGAGCAGGGUGGAUUUAUUUUCAGUGAAAGAGAGGGAGGAAGUGGAAACAUGUUCUCCAUUGAAGGAGGAUUAAACGAAAUAAAAUGGGGAGAAAGUAUUCGUGAGAAAAUCUGGUUGGUGGAGGAAGAGGAGAGAAAAUUUGGGACUGGAAAAAGAGAUGAGAUGAAACAAGGAGAUGGGAGAAAUACAAGAGAUGAAGGAGGUGGCCUCAAAGAAGAGGAGACUGAAGUUGAGGGAAUGCAGUAUGAAGGCGGGGGAUUGGAGGCAAGUGUUGAAGGGGGUUGGGGUGUCCCUGACAACAGAGAGUGCCGCUUCACAGACUACGCCUUCUCAUCUGGCCUGUUGUCAGCCAUGAUGAUUGUCUCCAACUUGUACUUUCUGGUACCCCUGUGCAUCCUGGCAUUGGUCUACAGCCUGAUUGGACGAACACUGUGGCUCCGCCCACAAAGUAGCAGAAGAGAACAGAGUCAUCGGCAUACUGUCAAAAUGCUAGGAGUGAUUGUUUUGGCAUUUGUACUCUGCUGGCUGCCCUACCAGGUGGGCCGGACCAUUUCCUCUCUUUCUCCCGGCAGGAGUGCUGAUCUUCUAUAUCAUUUGUCUCAGUACUACCACCUACUGUCCUCUCUCCUCUUGUACGUCAGUGCUGCUGUCAAUCCUUUACUGUACAACCUGAUGUCAGCCCGAUACAGACACGCUGUUCACAGCCUCAUACACUCAAACUCUCACACACAGCCCCACCGACGGCGCACGCUCACAGGACAGCACUCCACGACUACCUUAUAA
Cheilinus undulatus (humphead wrasse) is the source of this 1413-nucleotide messenger RNA. RefSeq names its product growth hormone secretagogue receptor type 1-like. Lineage: Eukaryota; Metazoa; Chordata; Actinopteri; Labriformes; Labridae. The transcript is spliced from 5 exons. Gene Ontology annotation, cellular component: plasma membrane. The coding region runs from base 1 to 1413 and encodes 470 amino acids. Gene Ontology annotation, biological process: G protein-coupled receptor signaling pathway; hormone-mediated signaling pathway. The record is from RefSeq and is a predicted model, not a curated record. Gene Ontology annotation, molecular function: growth hormone secretagogue receptor activity.